AUGGAUGCAUUUGAAGCUGCAAAGUUAUUGGCUCAGACAAGUGGUUCCACAAUGGCAGUGUCACGAGCCACUGACAUUGUCACUUAUGGAAAUCAAUUUAAUGCAAAGAAAAAGAAAUCCGAAGAAGAAGAUAAAGACAGCGAGAUAGGAGUGGUCGCGCCUUCGCGUCGCCGGCCACCGCGGACCCGGCGAGUGUCGCCCGUCGCGGUGGAGAAACAGCUCCCGAGCGGAGACAUCUACAUCGGAAGCUCGUUGGGGAACGAGCCUCAUGGCGCCGGAAAAUACCUAUGGUCGGACGGUUGCAUGUACGAGGGAGAGUGGAAAAAGGGAAAGGCUUCCGGCAAUGGAAGGUUCUCGUGGCCGUCGGGGGCAACCUACGAGGGCGAGGUCGUUGACUGUCGGAUGGACGGUUACGGAACACUCAUUAGCGUCGACGGGAACACGUACCGUGGGUUGUGGGUUUCCGACAGGAAACACGGGUUCGGCAAGAAAUGUUACGUUAAUGGUGACGUGUAUGAAGGGUCAUGGAGUUGCAACUUGCAGGAGGGUGAGGGGAGGUAUAUGUGGAAGAACGGGAACGAGUAUGUUGGGGAGUGGAAGGGUGGUGCGAUAUCGGGGAAGGGGGUGCUGACGUGGCAGAACGGCAACCGUUACGAAGGGUAUUGGGAGAACGGGGUUCCGAAUGGGGAAGGUGUUUUCACUUGGCGUGAUGGGAGUCCCUGUUCUGAGGUUGAUGGGGAUGUUAAGAAACCUGGUCAUACUGUAUCCAAGGGACAGAAGAAUUACGACUGUUCUGAGGUUGAUGGGGAUGUUAAGAAACCUGGUCAUAAUGUAUCCAAGGGACAGAAGAAUUACGAUUUGAUGCUUAAUCUUCAACUGGGUAUCAGAUACUCUGUUGGGAAGCAUGCUUCGAUGCUGCAAGACUAUGAUUUUGAUCCAAAGGAGAAGUUUUGGACGAGGUUCCCUGCGUUCAGGUGGAAAGACUACUGUCCUGUGGUGUUCAGACAUUUAAGGGAAUUAUCUGCCAUAGAUCCCGAGGAUUACAUGCUUUCUAUUUGCGGCAGUGACACACUUAGAGAGAUGUCUUCCCCUGGCAAAAGCGGGAGCUUUUUUUACCUCACUCAGGACGACCGGUUUAUUAUCAAGACCUUGAAGAAGUCUGAAGUCAAGGUGCUCAUCAGGAUGCUUCGAAGUUACUAUCAACAUGUUUCUCAGUACAAGAACUCCAUGGUAACAAAAUUCCUGGGCUUACAUUGUGUCAAACCUAUUGGAGGUCAGAAGACUCGGUUUGUUGUAAUGGACAAUGUAUUCUGUUCGGAGUAUCGGAUUCAUAAGCGGUUUGACCUCAAAGGUUCUUCUCAUAAGCGCACAACAGAUAAACCGCAGGAGGAGAUUGAUGAGACUACCACUCUUAAAGACCUUGAUCUUAGUUUUGUCUUUCGCUUGGAAAAGUCUUGGUUUCAAGAGCUUAAAUGGCAAAUUGAUAGAUACUGUGAAUUCCUGGAAGCCAAGGGGAUAAUGGAUUACAGUUUUCUGAUUGGCCUUCAUUUUCGUGAUGAUUACUCACUUGAUGAAAUAAAAAGUUCACCAAAUGAGUUGUGUUCAGGAAACCUCGGCUGGGAACAAACAUGCCUGCCAAUAGCUGAGAGAGUAUGUAAAGCUGGAUUGGAUCAGCACACAGGUACUGGAAGUAGCAAUUCUACCCCUUCAGAGAGUAAUGGUGAGAUCUCGGAUGUAAUCCUCUACUUUGGUAUCAUUGACAUUCUCCAAGAUUAUGAUAUUAGCAAAAAGCUAGAGCAUGCAUACAAGUCACUGCAAGUCGAUUCAACCUCGAUCUCAGCCGUUGAUCCCAAGCUAUACUCCAAAAGGUUUAGGGAUUUCAUUCACAGAAUCUUUGUAGAGGACAAAUGA
Messenger RNA from Gastrolobium bilobum, 1911 nucleotides. RefSeq names its product phosphatidylinositol 4-phosphate 5-kinase 1-like. The transcript has 8 exons. Gene Ontology annotation, molecular function: phosphatidylinositol kinase activity. Bases 1 to 1911 code for a protein of 636 amino acids. Gene Ontology annotation, biological process: phosphatidylinositol metabolic process. The record is from RefSeq and is a predicted model, not a curated record. NCBI's taxonomy places the organism in Eukaryota, Viridiplantae, Streptophyta, Magnoliopsida, Fabales, Fabaceae.